GCUUUGGAGUUGUAGUAGUGUUGAUAUGAGCACGUAGACAGUGGGCAUGUGAUGCGGAAGAACGUAGUGAACGGGAAAAAUCGCUAAUUACUUGCUGUGACUUACACGUCAGCGCAUUUAAACGAGAGAUUAGAAUAGAAAUCUAAAGUUUACAGCAGUUAGGAUUUUGAGUUACAGCAAGCUGGGAUUAGCUAGUUGUGCUAAUUGUGUUUCAAUAGCAUAUUUUGACAACAUUUGUUUUCAACUCUAUUUACCGGCAUGUCAACACAAACAACGCACGCCCCUUCAGCGCCGGAAUUGCCCACCACAUCACAUGGCGCACCCUCAGCACCGCCAGUCGCAUCAGCUGACGAUUGGAGUUGUUUUGGUAAUGCAAGCGGCGAGCAAGAACAAACUCAAAAUCCAACACAGGGCGCGUCUACGUCAAGAACAAUUGAAACCGUUAAUGUCACAGCUAAUGAUGCCGCCACCAUUAAUGCUGCACCCAAAAUCACAUCUUCCACAGCGUAUUCGUUUCCAGGCAGCGCACUAGGAAGUGAAUCCACCGCAAAUAUAAACAGCAUUAAGGCAGAAACCAGCACCAAUGGUGACUCUAAAGCCAAUAACAACGAAGAAGAAAAGGUUGACGAUUCGAUGUAUGAAUGCAAUAUUUGUCUCGACACUGCUAAGGAUGCAGUAGUCAGUUUAUGCGGUCAUCUCUUCUGUUGGCCAUGUUUACAUCAAUGGUUGGAAACACGUCCAAAUUGUAAAUUAUGCCCAGUGUGCAAAGCAGCUAUUGGCAAAGAUAAGGUGAUUCCGCUAUACGGGCGCAAUAGUACCAAACAAGAGGAUCCCAGAAAUAAAGUACCACCACGCCCUGCUGGCCAGCGCACUGAGCCGGAACCACAGCAAGGCUUUCAAGGAUUCGGUUUUGGUGAUGGUUUCCAUAUGUCUUUCGGUAUUGGCGCUUUUCCGUUUGGCUAUUUCGCUUCAUCAUUUAAUUUUGGCGAACCACGAGCAGCCGCCGCCAAUCGUGGCACAACACAAUUCGAAGAUGAGCAGCAAUUAUCCAAAUUAUUUCUGUAUUUGGCAGUCUUGUGCAUUGCUUGGUUGUUGUUCGCAUAGCAAUACUAAAUUAGUUGGUUAUACUCACAUACAUAAAUAAUAUACAUAUAUUUGUGCAAAGAGCCCUCUUUUAAUUUGUUGCUCCGUGCUUGCGAUUAUUAAUAAGAAGUCUAACUUUAUACUUGUAUGCAUUUUAUUGAACCCACUUACAUACGAAAUUAUACAUACUUACACUGAGAAAUAAUAUAAAAAAGCAAAGAUAUUUAAAGGUAAAAUUAUAAAACAAAAAAAAAAAAAAUUAAUAAAUGUGUGCAAAGAACUGAAAA
This is a messenger RNA of Anastrepha obliqua, 1370 nucleotides long. It is a transcript of the gene sordd1, whose product is annotated as E3 ubiquitin-protein ligase RNF185. The record is from RefSeq and is a predicted model, not a curated record. The transcript has 4 exons. Lineage: Eukaryota; Metazoa; Arthropoda; Insecta; Diptera; Tephritidae. The coding region runs from base 259 to 1104 and encodes 281 amino acids. Gene Ontology annotation, molecular function: ubiquitin protein ligase activity; metal ion binding; ubiquitin-like protein conjugating enzyme binding. Gene Ontology annotation, biological process: ubiquitin-dependent protein catabolic process. Gene Ontology annotation, cellular component: endoplasmic reticulum.